AUGGCUUCAAACACCUGCCAGGAAGGCAAUUCGGCAAAUGGCACUUGUGAAACUGUGGCUAUGAUGCAGAAGCCACAGCUGAAAACGACCCCAGUGAGGGGAGGACCUGUUCCCCAGAUAGAAUGCCAAGGCUUCAAAUGCGAGCGAGGAGUCCCUGUCGGCGGAGUCCAUCGCGGAAAGAAGGCAUUGGCAGAGGGUGUGCCCAACUCUGGGUUCGACGUGAACUUUGAUGGCAAGAAGAGGAAAGCGUUCCUUCCUGGCGCUCAUGUCAUAGACGACACCACGGUGCAGUAUGGUAUUAAUGACAAGUACUACUUGAUGAAAUCAGACACCACGGAUUACAGCAACCCAGCAAACUUCGAAAAGGUGAAGCUGGCCGGGAAGACAAUGAUCACCGAGAUCAGCCUCAACGGAGCCAACUGUGGUUGCAACGUCAACUUUUUCUUGGUGAGCAUGCCGGCAGGACCGCCUGGGCAGUAUCACGACCACUACUGUGAUGCAAAUUGCGUGGGUGGAAACUGCUGUGCCGAAUUUGACAUCAAUGAGAUGAAUGACCAUGCAUUGCAGAUCACAAACCACAAUUGCUAUGGAAAUCCGAGCAAGGGCAGUUGCGACGGCGAUGGACAUCCCAUGGUCAGAUUUGGACCGCCAGAGUAUGGGCCUGGAAGUUGGCACACCAUUGACACUACCAAGCCCUUCACCUUUGCACUUCAAGUCCAAGAGAACAUUGCUGGUAACAACGACCCAGACAACCACCUGAUGGUCUAUGUGCGCCUUUGGCAGAAUGGCAAAACUGUCAUGAAGCAAUUUGGUGGAGUAGGCAACCCAGUCAACUCACAAUGGAAAAACUUGGCGGAUGGCAUGGUCUUGGUCGUGGACUACUGGCAGAGCCAAAAUCUGAACUGGUUGGAUGGAGUUGGCUGCGGAUACGGCAAGGAGUACUGUAGUGGCCAUCGCGCAGACCUUUCAAAAAUGCAGAUCAUCUCCAACGACUUAGAGAAGGCCGAGGAUUGCCCUGGUGUUGGCAGCUGCAAAUGCGAUUGGUUCAACGCCAAGACAAUGGCCUACGGCGAUGAUGGUACGGGCACCUGGCAUUCCCCACCGAAUGCUGGUGCCGGUGUGGUGGAUGCAAAGCGACUACCCUCACCCCGAGAUGCCUCUGGUCCGGCUACAAGCCGAAAUGGACAUGAUGGAGCCGCUGAAUCUGAUGGGACUGGAACCGCCUUGGGUAUUCUGGAGGAAAUGUACACAGUCCAAAAUCGAUUCGGGAAAUCAUACCCUGUACAGUACAUGUUUGCCUUACAACUAUUUACAACAUUUUAUGACGAUUUGUACAGCCUUGUACAAUUCAAUCUUCUUCUUCGUCAUCAUCACCACCACCAGCAUCAGCAGCAUCAGCAGCAUCAGCAGCAGCAGCAGCAUCAUCAUCAUCACCACCACCACCACCACCUGAAAAAACAUAUGUUUGGGUUUAACCACUGGAUGGCUUGUUCAGAAACCUAG
Messenger RNA from Cladocopium goreaui, 1503 nucleotides. The record is from the annotation of a GenBank genome assembly. Lineage: Eukaryota; Dinophyceae; Suessiales; Symbiodiniaceae.